GACUGGAAACUUAGCUGACUCUCCCCGCUGCUGUCAUCUUCUGCACCCUGUGCCCCUCCCUACUCCACCCUCGUCCCCUUGCUCUCUAGAGGGGAAGGAUCAUCCACCCUCCCCUUCCCCGCGUCCCGGUCUCCGGAUCUCAGGGGAGACUAAAGGAGCCCGUGAGCCCACAGACAGCUCUGUCAAACUUCUGAGGACUUGAGUGAACUUUCAGGGAGCAGGAAGACCAUGGGGCGCUGGUUAGCAAUGCCCCUUCUGCUUGUUCUUCUCGUCUGCUCUCUAGCUCCUGCUCGAGGACAAGAUUUUGAUUUGUCUGAAGCCCUUGAUGAUGAAACUACAACGAAACCUCCACCUAACAAAAAGCCACAACCUGAUGAACCUGUGAAGCCUAAUCCACCAAAACCCAAACCAGACCAUCAUAGUGACUCAGGCUACAUUUCAGAUGAUGAUCUUGGAGGUCCCUCAAAAGAUUCUGAUGAUAGAAGUAAUGAUGAGACUGCGCCUGCUGAUUCCCCUGGAGUAAUACCUGGAAUUGUAAGUGCUGUGGUUGUAGCACUGGCAGGAGCCGUAUCCAGUUUUAUUGCUUACCAGAAAAAGAAGCUCUGCUUUAAAGGAAAUGAUGAGCCGAGGAUCUAGGAAUGAGGAAAGAACAUCUGUCAAGUGAUGACUACAAGAUCAACUAGAUAUAACUAUUUUCCCAAUAAGAUUCCCUCUUCCCUAUUUAGCCACAAAAAUAAAGCCUCUCAUCCCACAAAAGCAGAAUAAGCAUUGAAAGGACAUUGCCUUCAUGCCCUAGUAGAUUACUUAAAUAAUGCUGAAGAAAGUCAGAAUCCUCCAAAGAAAUCUAUAUAUUUUUUCUUCUUUCUAACUGAUAGGUUAUGGCAAAUCCUAAAGAUCAAGAAGACCCUAAGUUUUGUCUUACCUCUGACUUUUGUGAAAUGAGGAUAGAAGUUUACUUUCCAUUAUCUUUUAGUUUAUAAAUUAUCCUGAUUAUUAUUAUUAUUUUUUAAUUCAGUAUACUCUGUCCUCUCUUUAUAGCCAAGAACCUGGCUCCUAGAAAACAUGGUGAGGUGCUGUUCUCCUCCACAGACACUUUUCUGCCAAUAGAUUUGGCAACAGCACCAGGAGACUGAACUAUCCUCUCCUUCUAGUGUCUUAGAUGUUAAAAAUAUAGAUCAAAAGGUCUAAGCCUUUCAUCCAAUGGUGAAGGAUUUUCUUUUCAGUUUUCUUCAGUUGUUAUCACUGUGAUUUUUUAAAAUGUUUUCUUGAAAAUGACUUCUUGUUUUUGAAGUGAAUUUUGUGAGUCUGUGAACUCACCAGUUCUCUGAAGAAAGUUUAAUUUGUUUAGUAACAAAUUUCAUGACCAUAAUGACGAAGUUUUACAAAGGAUUUAAGUCAGAUUAUACUUGAUAUCUUUGACCUUUCUUUCCAGAUAUUUAAUUGAUGUCUUUCUUUAGGGACAACUGAGUACAUUUCUCUUAGCAGCUUUCUUAAACAACCAUUGUUCUUGGUUUUUCUUCCACUCCUUAAAUUCUUCUAAAUUAGCAAGCAAAAUGAUGCAGUAAAAUUAAUUACUUUUCAAAAUGACUUUGCGACGGAUCAUGAAGGUCAUCUGUCUCAUUUUUAUACUCUUCAGAGUCAAGUGUAAUUUUCUUUCCUGGCGAGAUGAAGGUGUCCUUGAAGGUGAAUGUUAUUUGGUAGAUGAUGAAGGCCGAGGAAGAACAUGGAGGAUGUUCUUUUAAUGCAGAUUUUUCACCCUUUUGCAGUAUUAGUUUGUGAUAAACAGUUACUUGAGUAGACUUCUGUCUAUAUCCCUUUUCAUCUUUGCACUACAGGAAUAUUUUAGUGAUAUGCCUGGUAGAUUUCUCAUUUCUGAUAAAAACCAAAUCAUUAGCAGGAAUAUGAUUUUCUUUCUUAAUAUCCUAAGUUAGUGAUUCUCAAAAUGUGAUGUGCUGGUCAACAUUUGUCCUUACUAUAUAGAUCAAAGGCAAGUGCAAAAUUCAAGUUAUGCAAAAAAAAUUUUCAACCGAUUAUUAUACUUUAUAUUCAAACCUAUAUUUUAAAAACCUCAAAAAAAAUCAGCACCUAAAAAGAUUGUGACUUCCUGUCUUUCUUACUUUUUUGCUUAUUGCAGUGGAAAGCUGGAAAAGGUAGGGCUAAAUGGUGCCUUGUGUUGUUUGUUCUGCCAGUACAGUUCAGGAAUCAGAUGAUAUAGUAUGAUGAUUUCACAUAGUUUUGUUGGCCAUUUCUGAGCUUUACACAGUUCUUAGCAACUUAGAGUCAUGUCUGAAAUAGGUCAAAAGGAAUGGUUUUGUAAAGUGUUUUGUGAACUUUAAGGCACUAUGUAAAUGCCAGGUGCUAUUUUUUAAAAUCCUCCUAUAGCUCCAGAAUUAGUUCUCAUUCAUUUCUAACAUAUCUCUAAUUUCAAAUUUCUUUUAGUAACAUUAUUCUCUCUGUGCCCUGGUCACUUCAAAAUUAGCAGUAUUAAAAUACUAUAUGCACAUUUUGUCCUUAAAGUUGUUAUUCAUGAAUCUUAAUGUUUUUAACUAAGUUCUAUAUACCGUAGGUAUUUUUUGUAAGGAUGGAUAGCAGAAAUUACAAGCAUACAGUUUCUGUUCACCUGAUGAUUUGUAGGUGAAAACUGAGGUUAAUAACUUCCCCUUAAAUGUAGAUUAAUUUCACCAAAAAAAAAAAAGUUAUGGGGGCAGCUAGGUGGCACAGUGGCUAAAGCACUGGCCCUGGAUUAGGAGGACCUGAGUUCAAAUCUGGCCUCAGACACUUGACACUAGCUGUGUGACCCUGGGCAAGUCACAUUGCCCCACCAAAAAAAAAAGUAGAUGAAUUCUCUUUGAUAUAGCUUUGUGAUAGGCCAGUUAAUCUAGUCUUGGGUGCAAGCCACAUGCUUGUGUUUGAAUAAGGGUUAAUUCUUUCAGAUAUGAGCUAUGUUGCCAACAUUUGCACAGGAUUAGAAACCAAUUUCCUGUUUAUAUGCCUUGUAGUUUUAUGCCUUUAAAAAAAAAAAAACUGCUCACCACCAUGGCCAACAAAAGAAAUGACUUCCUGCAAGUUUUUUACAAACCUGUUUGAGCUCUGUAAUUUUUCUAUUGGAAAUUUGUUACAGUUAGCAUUGAAGUUAUUUAAUGUCUGUGAGUACACAGAAUUGCACUUUAUGGUUCAACCCUUAGGUCCUUAGUUUGACCUUCUUUAAAAUGAAGGGGUUGAAUUAGAUGACCCCUAAAAUCUGUCUUCCAGCUCUAAAUCUAUGAUCCCAUGAUCACAUGAUCCCUAUGAUCUAUAAUCUUUGUAUUUUAGUUUAGAUGCAUAUUGAUGCUCCAUGAAUGCUUAAUCUUGUGAAAGAGGGAUUACUAAAAUAUUUUAACCACUAAAUGUUUAAUUCUGCUAGCUUAUAAUCAAGUGAAAUUUUCUUUGAAAUAAUGUUGUUACUGAUGGUGAAUUUGUUAAGUUUUCUUUUAUAUCUUAUAGCUAAUUUUAAGUUUGACUUGUAUUUUCAUUUAACAAAUUAGUAGUGAAAUAAAGAUUUUACAUCGUC
Dromiciops gliroides (monito del monte) is the source of this 3550-nucleotide messenger RNA. RefSeq names its product CD99 molecule (Xg blood group) (gene CD99). The coding region runs from base 229 to 636 and encodes 135 amino acids. The record is from RefSeq and is a predicted model, not a curated record. Gene Ontology annotation, biological process: T cell extravasation; positive regulation of neutrophil extravasation; homotypic cell-cell adhesion. The transcript has 8 exons. NCBI's taxonomy places the organism in Eukaryota, Metazoa, Chordata, Mammalia, Microbiotheria, Microbiotheriidae.